Endocarpon pusillum Z07020 is the source of this 1728-nucleotide messenger RNA. RefSeq lists its product as uncharacterized. Gene Ontology annotation, molecular function: oxidoreductase activity. The transcript is spliced from 5 exons. Lineage: Eukaryota; Fungi; Ascomycota; Eurotiomycetes; Verrucariales; Verrucariaceae. Bases 1 to 1728 code for a protein of 575 amino acids. The record is from RefSeq and is a predicted model, not a curated record.
AUGAAACUCCAAUACCUCGUCACUUUGUGCACAGUAUUCUCUGCAGCAAGCAUAUCGGUCGCCGCACAAUCAGCGCAAGAGCUUCUCGAUUCUGUCCUGAACCCGGAUCCUGCCGAUGCAAGCUAUUCUUCCUAUGCCUCCCAGAUCUACUACAAUGCAACACUAUACAACCAGACCCCCAUCGCAUCAACAAACUUCGACCGGCUAGAGGCGUCGGCAAAGCUGCUUCUACCUGCUACGGCAUACAACUAUGCAGCCGGAGGCGCUGGACUUGAAAAGACAGUUGCUGCAAAUCGAGAAGCAUUCGACUUUUGGCGUAUAAUCCCCCAAGUAAUGCACGAUGUGUCUCCCAGUCGCAACCUAAGCACCAGCUUGUUUGGUAGAAGAGUACCAGCACCAGUUGUGAUGGCACCAGUGGGUGUUCAAACACUGUUUCAUCCCACAGGAGAGCAUGCAACAGCCAAAGUCUUCGGCGAGAUGGGCCUGCCAUAUACCCUCAGCACAGCAACGAGCACAGGGUUCGCCGACGUAGCCAAGGCAAACGGCAACAACCCGCGGUGGUAUCAACUGUAUUGGCCCAGCGAUGAUGAUCUCACACGUUCCUAUCUACGGUCAGCGAAACAGAACGGAUACGAGGUUCUCGUCGUGACUGUCGACACAUGGGAUCUAGGCUGGAGGACACGAGAUCUGGACCAGGGCUACUUCCCGUUCAUCAGGGGCAUUGGAGUACAGAUUGGUCUUGAAGAUGCUUGUGUCCAUGAGAAGCUUGGUUUCAACCCAUUGGCCCCCAAUGCGACGGCCGAACAGAAACAAAUGGCGGCGUUAUAUCAUGUCAUCACGACUUCGCGGGGUAUCUCUCCUGUUUGGAGGCAUCUGACCAAGUUGAGGGACUGGUGGGGUGAUAGACCGAUUGUUCUGAAAGGGAUACAGUCAGUGGUAGAUGCAGUGAAAGCGGUCGAGUAUGGUAUGGAUGGUAUCAUUAUCAGCAAUCAUGGAGGACGACAAAUAGACGGAGCUAUCGGGUCUCUUGAGACUCUCCCAGCCAUUGUUGAGGCAGUCAAAGGGAAGAUUACGAUUGGAUUCGAUGGUGGCAUACGAUCUGGAGCAGACAUAUUCAAGGUUAUUGCACUUGGUGCGGAUUUUGUCCAGCUUGGUCGACCAAUACUUUGGGGCUUGGCCCAUGAAGGGGAGAAGGGAGUUCGGCAUGUAUUGAAGUCUCUACUGGCAGAAUUCGAUUUGACUGUGGGACUGUCCGGAUGCCAGGAAUUGGGAGACGUGAAUUCAACCCUCCUCGCGGCAAGCUCUUUCGCCCCAACCACAGACAGCUUCUUCAAUGUUUCCCUGAUUGUCCUUGAUGGCAUCUCCGACCCGAGCUCUGCGGCACAUCAGCUCGACCCCGGGCUCAAGCCAAUAGCUCUGCUUUGCUCAGCGCCCCAAGUUCUGCUGCUUCACUUCCCUCGAGGGUUCGACGACUUCCUUGUCGACAGCCUCGGGCUCGGGUCAACUGCUGACAUUUUUCAUGGUUUCAACCAACAAGACUCCGUCAAGCAUCCUAAAAGUAACGAUGUCCUACGGAUUCGACACAAAGCGCGACGAGGCAUAUACCAUUGCGCCUUCGUUGUCGUCGCGUGCGGAGGAGAAAGUGAAGAACCCAUCGCCUGUUCACGAUUUAACGUCAUCGGAGUCUUCUACGGGAAUUCUUGGAAGACCACCAUCUCCGGACAGUAA